Molecule: messenger RNA, 1033 nt
Organism: Magallana angulata
Lineage: Eukaryota; Metazoa; Mollusca; Bivalvia; Ostreida; Ostreidae
Product: neuromedin-U receptor 2-like
Exons: 1
Coding region: 33-1022 (329 amino acids)
Biological process (GO): G protein-coupled receptor signaling pathway
Cellular component (GO): plasma membrane
Molecular function (GO): G protein-coupled receptor activity
Source: RefSeq, a predicted model, not a curated record
UUGGACGUGGUUUUUGGGUCUCGUUGGUGACAAUGGGAUCCUAUGAUCAGCUCAACAUGACGGCUUUAGAACGCCUUGACUUAUGGGACAAGACGAGGCUCGAAGCUCUGAUGCCCAUCAAUAUAUUGCUGUUUUUGUGCGCAGCGGUUGGUGUUUUUGGAAACGGAGUAGUCAUAUAUAUUUACGGACUUCGAUUAUAUAAGCAGCAUGCUGGGCGUUAUUUUAUUCCUUACCUAGCAGUCGCCGAUUUACUUGCUGUAGUUCUUUCAGUAGAACACCAUACUGUCAGCAACUUCUAUCCUGUUACCAAUAAACUAGAGAGAUUAUGUAAAUGGAAUUAUAUGGCCGCAUUUUUUGCAACAGUAUUCUCAGUGGGCAUUCUCCUUAUUAUCGCUGUUCAGCGGUACCUGAAAGUUUGCAAACCUUUUGGAGGGCAGAUGACUUUGUUCUGGAGGCGAUUUGCAUUGAGUCUUUGUUUUAUGUUCUCUUUGGCUCUUGCUGUUACAGCAUAUUUCACUUUUGGAUUAGAGAAAAUUUACAACAAAGAACUUAACGUUACCGGGACUACAUGCCGUAGACUGACCUCCAGUUCACAAACAUUUACUCUCAUUCAUAGCGCCACGUGUACGCUUUUUGUUGUCACAGAAGGAGCUGCACUUAUUGUUUUGUAUUGGAAAAUAGGAAAGGUUGUUUUUCGACAAAGGAAACAAAAUUUAGGAGAAUCAAAGGAAAAGAAGACAAACACAUCUUUGAUGUUCAUGAUAAUAACAAUAAUAUUCCUUGUAUCAUUCUUACCAAGGAUGAUAACUUCUAUAAUAGAGGGAAUCAAGGUCGGUCUAUGGGAGACACUGAAUGAAAAGGCGUACGCGACCGUUAGAAUGCUGGAAGUAUUGUACAUUGUGAACAAUUUAGCGAAUCCAUUUGUUUAUGCUUUUAUGGAUGUCAAAUUUGUGAGUGAAUUUAAAAAAACGAUCCCAUGUCGAAAAAAAAUUGAAGAAGUUAAGUCUUUAAGUAACUCCUAAAUCAUGUUAUA